ACACACACACACACACACAGUCUGAUCACAGUUAGAGAUCUUUACUGGAUGUUAGUGUGUAUGUUUGGAAUCAGCUCCUUCUGUUGUGUGUCUGUUCUUGUUGUUUUUCUCGCGCUACGUUUCGGGGUCAGUUUGUAAAACUCCAGACUUCCUCAGUUCUUCCUUCAAACCUAAACGCAGACGGAUGUAGGAACAUGUAGGAUGUAGGCUGCAUGUGAACAGAACGGAGGAAAAUCCCGAAUCAUUUUGUGCUUUACGGUAAUGACGUGACGGUCUGGGUGACGUGUUAUCGCUCGGAGGUCGGCGGCGUGCUGGUGAAAUGUCGGCGUGAGGAGAGGGGUGUAGCGAGAGGCUCGUACUGUGCAGUAAAUCGGUGAAACGUCUCGCCCCGACUCUCCCCGCCGCUGAUUGGUCGCUGCCAUGAUACGCAGACGGAGGCCGACGCCCGCCACGCUGUUUCGAGUAGCUGACCAGCCGUGUCCAGAGGACGACUACACCACGGGUCAGUGGGUGGUGGGUGAGAACGGAGUCCUCAGACCAAAACGCAUCAAUCCCAACGUCUACCAGCCUCCUUCACUGAAAGCUGUUCAGCAGAUGGCUGAGGCUCACAUGCAGAAGUUGGGUGUGUAUCCUCACAUGGAGGAGGACGGAGAGGAUCAAGAGCGGGUAUUAAGGUGUACUACUGAUUCACAAACGGAGACGAGCUCGAGUGACGACCCGAGUAAACCACUGACCAGAGACACAACUGACCAGGAGGAGCAGGAGGAGCAGGAGGAGCAGGAGGAGCAGGAGGAGGAGCAGGAGGAGCAGGAGGAGGAGCAGGAGGAGGAGCAGGAGGAGGAGGAGGAGGAGGAGGAGGAGGAGGAGAAAGAGGAAGUGAAGGAAAAAGAAGAAGUGGAAACAGUAGAUGAGAAAUGUGGAGCGACAGACGGAUGAAAGAAGUAAACAGAGAUGAUGAUGGAGCUUUACACAAGAAUAGUUCCAGUGUGUGUGAUUGUGUGUGUGUGUGUGUGUGUGUGUGUGUGUGAGUGUGUGUGUGUGUUUGUGGGAGUGUGAGAGUGUGUGAGAGUGUGUGAGAGUGUGUGAGUGUGUGUGAGUGUGUGAGUGAGUGUGUGUGUGAGUGUGUGUGAGUGUGUUUGUGGGAGUGUGAGUAUGUGUGUGAGAGUGUGUGAGUGUGAGUGUGUGUGUGUGUGUGUGUGUGUGUGAGAGUGUGUGAGUGUGAGUGUGUGUGUGUGUGUGUGUGUGUGUGUGUGAGUGUGUGUGAGUGUGUGUGUGUGUGUGAGUAUGUGUGUGUGUGGGAGUGUGUGUGUGUGUGUGUGUGUGAGUGUGUGUGUGAGUGUGUGUGUGUGUGUUUAUUGGUAUAUACAGUAUAUAUACACACACUGAAGACUAGGUGAUAGAUUUAAAUCCUAUAAAUAAUGAAUAUAUUUGUUGAUGUUUUAUUUUAGUGAUUUAAUUAUUUUGGAAAAUAAAUGUUAUUAAAUAAUCAGAUAAUAAAGUAUGAUUGUGUGUGUACACUGACUCUAACAA
This is a messenger RNA of Ictalurus punctatus (channel catfish), 1530 nucleotides long. It is a transcript of the gene ppp1r1b, whose product is annotated as protein phosphatase 1, regulatory (inhibitor) subunit 1B. The transcript has 5 exons. Gene Ontology annotation, cellular component: cytoplasm. Gene Ontology annotation, biological process: intracellular signal transduction. Bases 421 to 936 code for a protein of 171 amino acids. Gene Ontology annotation, molecular function: protein phosphatase inhibitor activity. The record is from RefSeq and is a predicted model, not a curated record. Lineage: Eukaryota; Metazoa; Chordata; Actinopteri; Siluriformes; Ictaluridae.